AAAUGGCGCACUCCACGCAGCGUGUAUUAUUUUACGAUUGUGAGAGUGUUUUUUGUGUACAUUUAUUAAAAUGCCUAUGUGCUGUGUAAAGAACUGUAAAAGCACUUCUAGAACUCUGGGCAUUAGUUUUCAUAGAUUUCCAAAGGAGAAAGAAAUAGAAUGGAAAAGAGUUAUUGGGCGGCCUCAUUUAACAGAUUCCCAAAAUGAUCGUAUUUGUUCACUUCAUUUUGAGGACAACGAUUAUUUGCUGAAUUAUAAAAACAGGAAAUGUUUAAAACCUGAUGCAAUUCCUUCUCUAUUUCCCCAAGUUUAUUUAAAGACAGAACUGGAAUUUACUGCAGAACCAAUUCUUGAUGGAUCAAGAGUUAAAGAAGAAAAUUUGGUAGAGGAUCCUUUAGAAUUAAAAGUGGAAUCAUUGCACUCCAUUAAAGAAGAAAAUUUAGAAGAGUCUCCUUUAGAAUUAAAAGUGGAAUCACUGUCGUCUUCAUCUUCAACAUCAACUGGAAGCAGUGAUGUACAAACCAGGGCGAAUGAAACAUUUAUUAAGCUUCAUAUUAAGUCAUUAAAGCUAGAUCAUUCUUACAGUCGAAGUUCUAGCAUGCAGGAGCAAACUGUUAUUGUGAAGAAACAGACACUGCUUAGACUAAAAAACAAGUUGAAUGCAUCCAGACAAAAAGUGAAGAGAUUGCAAAAACAAGUUUUCCGUUUAAAAAAUCUUGUUUUUAAUUUGAAGAAAGCGGCAAGAUUUAAUACCAACGUAAAUAAAUCGCAAUUGAGAAUGCAAAAAUAAAAAAAUUGUCUACUUGUUGCCGUUAACAAUAAAUAAAACUGCUGUGAGUCAUA
Molecule: messenger RNA, 843 nt
Organism: Tribolium madens (black flour beetle)
Lineage: Eukaryota; Metazoa; Arthropoda; Insecta; Coleoptera; Tenebrionidae
Exons: 4
Coding region: 71-790 (239 amino acids)
Molecular function (GO): sequence-specific DNA binding
Source: RefSeq, a predicted model, not a curated record